AUGGCUGUAGAAUAUAAGAUUGUCUGGCUGAGUAAUGACAUGAGAAUGUCCGGAGCUGCAGAAGUAGCAGGAGCGAGAAACAUAGUCAUCAACAACAGAAAAAUGCCCAAAUUCUACCAGUGUCCGAGCUGUACCUUCGCUAGCUCAAAUCGUUCCCAUUUUGCGGAUCAUUUUCGCACUCAUACUGGUGAAAAGCCUUUUUCCUGUUCUUACUGCUCUUAUCAAACUGGUGAUAGAUCUAAUCUUAAAAGACAUGUGUGGCGAGAUACUGACACUCAAAUGCUUGAUGGGGGAGGCGUCGCCUGGAACCUCAACUGCAGGCAAGCACGGAAGGUUCACAACUGCACCCUCUGUUCAUACAGAACACCAAGUCGUUCCGAUAUCGAUAAACAUAUCCGGACCCACACCGGGGAAAAGCCCUUCUCUUGUCCCCAUUGUUUGUAUCAGACUGCCAACAAGUCCAAUCUUAAGAGGCACAUGCGCACUCAUACGCCUCCCACUGAACCCGUCAAAACAUUCCCAACAGGUGUGGCUGGACAAUACCAGUCCUUCCCUGGGCGGAAUGGAAGGCAGCGGCAUGGCUCGGACGGGGCUCGCUUCGCCUACCCCAAGAAAGGGCCCAAAGUGCACCAGUGCCCGAGGUGCCCCUUCGCCAGCCCGAACCGCUCUCACUUCGGCGAUCAUUACCGAUCUCACACGGGGAAAAGCCCUUCGCCUGCUCUGAGUGUCCCUACCCUCGGGGGACAAAUCCAACUUCAAGAAACACCUGCGGAUACACACCGGAGACAAGCCUUUCAAGUGUCCGCUAAUAUUCAGAGUUAUGAUAUGUAUAACUUCAAUUAUUUGGCCAUCAAGUGUACUUCAAAACUACCUUUUAGGUUUUGCAAAUAUGAGAUUGUAUCACUUCUUAAAGAAAAUGUACGCACGGGGACUGUGGGGCCGAGAACCACAGCCUACCUUGGGGAGGACCUCCUGCUGCGCCGACCGGCAACACCAGGCUACACUGCUGUCCGUACUGCCUUAUGCCACGAAAUAUACCACCAACCUAAAGAACCACAUCCACGGGCAUACGAGAGAGAAACCAUACGCAUGUCCACACUGCCCUUACAGGUGUAUUCAGAAAGGGAGGUUGAAGAUUCACAUAACGACGCACACGGAGAAAAGCAGUUUUGUUGUCCUCACUGCCAGUACCAGACAGCCAAUAGCAGUAAUCUGAAGAGGCACAUCCUGACCCAUAGCUUCAGGAACGCGAUGCCUUAG
Penaeus vannamei (Pacific white shrimp) is the source of this 1260-nucleotide messenger RNA. The record is from RefSeq and is a predicted model, not a curated record. Lineage: Eukaryota; Metazoa; Arthropoda; Malacostraca; Decapoda; Penaeidae.